Phodopus roborovskii (desert hamster) is the source of this 3109-nucleotide messenger RNA. It is a transcript of the gene Ctnna2, whose product is annotated as catenin alpha 2. NCBI's taxonomy places the organism in Eukaryota, Metazoa, Chordata, Mammalia, Rodentia, Cricetidae. Gene Ontology annotation, cellular component: actin cytoskeleton; adherens junction; catenin complex. Gene Ontology annotation, molecular function: cadherin binding; beta-catenin binding; actin filament binding. The record is from RefSeq and is a predicted model, not a curated record. Bases 225 to 3086 code for a protein of 953 amino acids. The transcript has 19 exons. Gene Ontology annotation, biological process: cell-cell adhesion; cell migration.
GCGGGGCGGGCGGGGGGAGGGGGGAGCGGCUUUGCUGGCAGCCCUGAGUGAGGCGGAGACCCGGGCGGAGCGGGCGGCACCGCACCUCGGCCAGAAGCAGCUGCAGCAGCUGCCCUAGUCCCCACCGCCGCCUCUCCAGCCUCUUCUGUCAUUCCACGCCAGCUGCUGCAGACAGAGGACGAGGAGGAGGAGGCGAGAAACUCCCACCGACCCACAGAGGGAGCAUGACUUCGGGAACGUCGCCUAUUAUUUUAAAAUGGGAUCCCAAAAGCUUGGAAAUCCGGACACUCACGGUGGAAAGGCUGUUGGAGCCGCUUGUGACACAGGUAACAACACUUGUCAACACAAGCAACAAAGGUCCAUCAGGUAAAAAGAAAGGAAGGUCAAAGAAAGCCCACGUGCUGGCAGCAUCAGUAGAACAAGCUACUCAGAACUUCCUCGAAAAGGGUGAACAGAUUGCUAAGGAGAGUCAAGACCUCAAAGAAGAGUUGGUGGCUGCUGUGGAGGACGUGCGAAAGCAAGGUGAGACAAUGCGGAUCGCCUCCUCUGAGUUUGCUGAUGACCCUUGCUCUUCGGUCAAGCGUGGCACCAUGGUGCGGGCAGCACGGGCUCUGCUAUCGGCUGUGACACGCUUGCUAAUCCUGGCUGAUAUGGCAGAUGUCAUGAGACUUUUAUCUCAUCUGAAAAUUGUUGAGGAGGCUCUGGAAGCUGUCAAAAAUGCUACAAAUGAGCAAGACCUUGCAAACCGCUUUAAGGAGUUUGGAAAAGAAAUGGUGAAACUGAACUAUGUAGCCGCAAGGCGACAACAGGAGCUGAAGGACCCUCACUGUAGAGAUGAAAUGGCCGCUGCCCGUGGAGCCCUGAAGAAGAAUGCCACCAUGCUGUACACGGCUUCCCAAGCCUUCCUCCGCCACCCAGAUGUUGCUGCCACCAGAGCCAACCGCGAUUAUGUAUUCAAGCAAGUGCAAGAGGCCAUAGCUGGGAUCUCCAGUGCCGCUCAGGCCACCUCACCAACCGAUGAAGCCAAAGGCCACACAGGCAUUGGGGAGCUGGCUGCAGCCCUGAACGAGUUUGAUAAUAAGAUCAUCCUGGACCCCAUGACAUUCAGCGAGGCCAGGUUCCGUCCAUCGCUGGAGGAGAGACUGGAGAGCAUCAUCAGUGGGGCUGCCCUCAUGGCAGACUCCUCCUGCACGCGGGAUGACCGUCGUGAGCGCAUUGUGGCCGAGUGCAAUGCCGUGCGCCAGGCACUCCAGGACCUGCUAAGCGAGUACAUGAAUAACACUGGAAGGAAAGAAAAGGGAGACCCUCUCAACAUUGCAAUUGACAAGAUGACCAAGAAAACAAGAGAUCUGAGGAGACAGCUUCGGAAAGCCGUGAUGGAUCACAUAUCAGAUUCUUUCCUGGAAACCAAUGUCCCUUUGCUGGUUCUCAUUGAGGCUGCCAAGAGUGGGAACGAAAAGGAAGUGAAGGAAUAUGCCCAGGUUUUCCGCGAACAUGCCAACAAGCUAGUGGAGGUUGCCAAUUUGGCCUGUUCUAUCUCGAACAAUGAGGAAGGGGUGAAAUUAGUCAGGAUGGCAGCCACCCAGAUUGACAGCCUGUGUCCCCAGGUCAUCAAUGCUGCCCUCACUCUGGCUGCCCGGCCACAGAGCAAAGUUGCUCAGGACAACAUGGAUGUCUUCAAAGACCAGUGGGAAAAGCAGGUCAGGGUGCUGACUGAGGCUGUGGAUGACAUCACAUCAGUGGAUGACUUCCUCUCUGUCUCAGAAAAUCACAUCUUGGAGGAUGUGAACAAAUGUGUGAUUGCCCUCCAAGAGGGGGAUGUGGACACACUGGACCGAACAGCUGGGGCCAUACGUGGCCGGGCAGCCCGGGUCAUUCACAUCAUCAAUGCAGAGAUGGAGAACUAUGAAGCUGGGGUAUAUACUGAAAAGGUGCUGGAAGCCACAAAAUUGCUUUCGGAAACAGUGAUGCCACGCUUUGCUGAACAAGUUGAGGUUGCCAUCGAAGCCCUGAGUGCCAAUGUCCCUCAACCAUUUGAGGAGAAUGAGUUCAUCGAUGCCUCGCGCCUGGUGUAUGAUGGUGUUCGGGACAUCAGAAAGGCUGUGCUGAUGAUCAGGACUCCAGAGGAGCUUGAAGAUGAUUCGGACUUUGAGCAAGAAGACUAUGAUGUGCGUAGUCGGACAAGCGUUCAGACCGAGGAUGACCAGCUCAUUGCUGGACAGAGUGCACGGGCCAUCAUGGCACAACUACCACAGGAGGAGAAAGCAAAAAUAGCAGAGCAGGUGGAGAUUUUCCACCAAGAAAAGAGCAAGCUGGACGCCGAGGUGGCCAAGUGGGAUGACAGCGGCAAUGACAUCAUUGUGCUGGCCAAGCAGAUGUGUAUGAUCAUGAUGGAGAUGACAGACUUCACAAGAGGCAAAGGCCCAUUGAAAAACACAUCUGAUGUCAUUAAUGCUGCCAAGAAGAUUGCAGAAGCAGGCUCUCGAAUGGACAAAUUGGCCCGUGCUGUGGCUGAUCAGUGUCCUGAUUCAGCAUGUAAGCAGGAUUUAUUAGCCUACCUUCAGCGGAUUGCCUUGUAUUGCCAUCAGCUUAACAUCUGCAGCAAAGUGAAGGCUGAAGUUCAGAAUCUGGGAGGAGAGCUCAUUGUGUCAGGGACAGGAGUUCAGAGCAAUUUCACUACCUUUUAUGAGGUAGAUUGUGAUGUCAUAGAUGGGGGCAGGGCUAGUCAACUUUCUACCCACCUCCCAACCUGUGCUGAGGGAGCUCCGAUCGGGAGUGGAAGCCGUGACUCCUCCAUGCUGGACAGCGCUACGUCACUCAUCCAGGCAGCCAAAAACCUGAUGAAUGCUGUUGUCCUAACGGUGAAAGCAUCCUAUGUAGCCUCAACCAAAUACCAGAAGGUCUAUGGAACAGCAGCUGUCAACUCUCCGGUUGUGUCUUGGAAGAUGAAGGCUCCUGAAAAGAAACCCCUUGUGAAGAGAGAAAAGCCAGAGGAAUUCCAGACACGAGUUCGACGGGGGUCUCAAAAGAAACACAUUUCACCUGUGCAGGCUUUAAGUGAAUUCAAAGCGAUGGAUUCCUUCUAGGACAAUAGGCUUCAAACAAGAAA